Molecule: messenger RNA, 1932 nt
Organism: Mucor velutinosus
Lineage: Eukaryota; Fungi; Mucoromycota; Mucoromycetes; Mucorales; Mucoraceae
Gene: VPS55
Product: Vacuolar protein sorting-associated protein 55
Exons: 2
Coding region: 1-1932 (643 amino acids)
Biological process (GO): inositol phosphate biosynthetic process; phosphatidylinositol phosphate biosynthetic process
Cellular component (GO): cytoplasm; nucleus
Molecular function (GO): inositol hexakisphosphate kinase activity
Source: RefSeq, a predicted model, not a curated record
AUGUCCAUCAUGCAAACCAAAGAAUGCCACAUCUCAGACUGCGAGGAUAACGACGAUGAAAGCGAAUGGGAUUUAUCCAACACGUAUGAAAGCAGUUCGGAAAAUGAUGAAGCAUCCAGCGACGAACACAAGGAUCAUUAUUUCGACCCUACAAAGAUCACGACCUCUUUACCGUUGUUACCCUUCAACAAUCAAGUAGGCGGGCACGCGUCCUUUUUCCGUUUCUCAAAACGAGCCAUCUGCAAGCCUGUGUCUAGCAGAGAACAAGAAUUUUACGAACACAUUGAUGCCAAACAUCACGAAUUGCUUCCUUUCACCUCCCAAUACAUGGGUGUCCUCAACGUCACUUAUCGCUCUACUGGAACAGCUGAACCUCCAGUGCCUGAGGUGCUGUUUGAAAAGAAUAAGCAUUUAUUGCGCGAUUGGCAUGCUUGUGCAAACAAUCUGGGUAGGCGCCAUUCAUCCUCAUGCUCCCCAGGCUCGCAUCCUUCGCAGGACUAUCUGAGGCCCUCCAUCUGUCGUGCUCGAUCCAAAAAGUUUCAAGAGCAAGUGCUUCGAGAGGUGUUUUCUCCAGAGGCUCUCAAGGAGAGGUUGGUCCUGGCUGAGGAUUGGAAACGUCGGAAUAGACUUCCCAGUAAUGCAAGCAGUGGCAAUUUGGAGGAACUCAAAUCUUGUUGGGACUCCACUCAACCUGAACUUGCACACAGUUACUCUGAUCGCUUCCCUGUUAGAAAAUUAUGGAGGGACGAGAAUCCAAUUGCGGAAGGUGGCCGAUCCGUGCCUAUCAUGAGCACUUGUCAGCACCAUCAGCCAGCCGAAGAUGACUUUGAUGAAGAUGACGACAGUAGCACACUCACAGAUUCAAUUGAUACCAUGACACUAGAACCAAGACGACCUUCUUUUAUCAGCUCAACAGCCUCUUCACCCAGCAUCAAGAAGGAAUCGCCCGGAGAAUCAGUUGAUGACGAUAAUAUAUUUACAAUGGACGACUUUGAUGUUGGAAAGCGGCCUCACCUGGAUACAAUGAAACGAGCACCACCCAAUAUUCCACUCUUGCAAGUUGAUUCCACAUGCCUCAAGAAACAGAAUAACAAACAAAGAGAUUGUGCGACAUCAGAUACCAAUGCGAAGCGACUCAACAAUCCUUGGUCUCUGCAGAUUUACAACCGUGAUUUACAGAAGAUACGGAACAGAAAGCAGACAAACGCUGCAGACGAGCCACAACAGACUAUGCAAAAGUACAUCCUUAUUGAAGACUUGACCGACGAUGUGAAAUAUCCUUGUGUACUGGAUCUCAAAAUGGGAACUCGUCAAUACGGCGUCUAUGCCACACGUGAAAAAAUGAGAAGCCAGACGAUCAAAUGCGAGAAAUCCACUAGCAAAGUGCUGGGUGUGCGAGUGUGCGGCAUGCAGGUGUACAAGACCAACCUGAGAGAGUUUCUGUUCCAAGACAAAUAUUAUGGUAGGACUUUGACGCCAAUAUCAUUCUGUCAUACAUUAGAGGCAUAUCUUGAUAAUGGAAAUGGUUGUCAAAUAAAACAUAUACCCGUUAUCGUUAGAAAAUUGCGUAGAUUAGCAAGAAUUGUAAAAACUAUGAACGAUUAUAGGUUUUAUUCUUCUAGUUUACUGAUGAUUUAUGAUGGUAAUGCUAGCAGUGAUCGCAAAAUCGAUGUUCGUAUCAUUGAUUUUGCAAACUGCGUUACGUCUGAGGAUGUCCAAUGUCAAUACCAGAACUUUACAUAUCCACCAAGAAACAAGGGGCCUGACAAUGGUUACUUGCUCGGUCUGAAAUCACUGGUUUUAUGCUUUGAACGCAUCUUUGCAAAACAUGGCGGCUCUGCUCAAGACCUGUUUACGGAAGGUGAUGAUGUUUUUCAAGACAUUUACGAAACUGCCAAUGACGAAGCUAUCGCAAGCAUAAUGCAACAGUAA